GCUUAAGCAUUCAAAGUGUUUGUUGGCCCCGACACCUAGCAAAAUUUCAAAAGUGAUUUCUUGCCGACUGAAAGGUCGCAAUGCCUACCCUAAAGCUGAGAAUUGGUCUGCCCUCGAGGCGAACGCUUGGCGGCAUCUGCAUCUGCGGAGCACUGGCCUCCAUCUCGGGGCUGGCCUACAUGAGCUGGAGACGGGAGGACCAGGUGCGUCAGACGGAGUACUAUCAGAUGGCCAUCCAGCAGCUGCGCCAGCACAGCGGAGCCGUGGGUCUGCUGGGAGAGCCCAUUAAGGAGUCGGGGUUCAGCCUGUCCAACGAGAAGAACCGCUGCGACGGGGACAAGGCCCAGCUGCAGGUCUCCGUCCAGGGAUCCAAGGACAGGGGCACCGUCUUUUUCUGGGCUACGAAUAGCCAGAAACAGGGCUGGAUGAUCGACCGUCUGGAGCUCGAAACUAAGCAGCAUCCGAACACCCGCUUCCUGCUUAAGAAGCCCCAGAACUAUGCCCUGCUCAGCAACGAGGGCGAUCCGGACCCCCCGAGUGCCGAAGUCGCCGAGGAAUCCCAGCAACCGCAGGAAGCGCUCAAGCCGCAGGAGGCGCCCAAACCACAGGAGGAAGGGGAUGGCGAAGAGCAGGAGCAGGCGGUUCAUCGCCACCCCAGCAUCCAGAACAAUCCUCCUCAGCACCUUCAGCAGCAGCAGGGUCAGGAGCCAGUGCCGUUUGUUCACACAGCAGAGGGCUGAAGCUUCUAGUUAUGCAAUAGGUCUGACCCUCUCCUGAUGCUCCAAGAAUCGUACUCCAGUUUAUGGCUUUCAAUCAAGAGUUAAAAUCUACUUUGGAGUCAGCCGGCUCAUUGCUUUCAGUUCAAGGAUAAGCUAAUGUUUUUGAGAACAUGAAUAAUUAAGAACACUAGCCACAACCUAUUUAAAUUACAGUUAGCAUCUCUGAUAAGAUUACGUAAAGGGUAGGGUUAUAUUUUAUUAAAAUAAAUUUGAUCUCGCCCGAA
Molecule: messenger RNA, 1003 nt
Organism: Drosophila eugracilis
Lineage: Eukaryota; Metazoa; Arthropoda; Insecta; Diptera; Drosophilidae
Exons: 1
Coding region: 81-740 (219 amino acids)
Biological process (GO): mitochondrial respiratory chain complex IV assembly; mitochondrial respiratory chain complex I assembly
Cellular component (GO): mitochondrial inner membrane
Source: RefSeq, a predicted model, not a curated record